AUGCGUUUGAAAAACAUACAGUUCCAUUUAAGAAACAUUACAAACAUGAAGACUGCUUCGAAGGCUAUAAUUUUAAUAUUUUUGGUGGCGGCUGCGGAGGCAAAUACAAUUAAGAACGUCCCAGCUCCAAAGUGGAAUAAUGGCUUAUCGGCGAAAGUAAAUGACUAUGUAGACAACACUAUUUCUAUGUUGGUCCCAUUUAUGCAACAAAAUGGUCUUGAUCCAAUGGAAUUGCCGGCUAUCGAAGAAGGAUUUGAAGUUAGAAUUCUGCUCAUCACGUACAGCGCGUGGUUGAAGCUCAAUGAAGGACAGUUGACAGGACUCGUCAACGUUGUUCGUUCAGGAGAUCAGAAUGUCAACUACUUUGAAAAAAAUCUACGCGUACGCGUUCAACUUCGUUUCUCCGACUUAGAAUUCGCCUACAGUUAUCUGGUUCAAGUAAUGGGACUUGGGCCUACUGGUAAAAUUGUUGCAUCACUUAACUACUUUGACGUCAUAGCUGAUGUUUUAAUCGAUUUUAAUAACGAUGAAAUUCAGCUGCAACAGUUCUCUAUCACCCAACGCGGGACUCUGACUGUACGACUGAUCGGAAACGUUUUGUACACCUGGCUACUGAACCCGCUCAUCAACGUCGUCACGAGAAUCUUAAACGGCCUUAUAAUCAGCGUUGUAGAGUUGACAAUUCGCAACGUAUUCCGUGGCGCCCUCGGUGUAAUCAAUAAUAAUGUUCGAGAAAUAGUAGAUUUAUUGGAAUCGUAUAAUUAUAGGCAAAAUGUUUUAAUGUAAAAUGGGUGACUAUUCGUGUACUGAAAAUUAAAUAUAUUUUGAAUUACAAUAUAUCAAUUAUUACAAAAUAUAGCGCUUACCGGAAGAGUUAAAAAAUUAAAUAGAAUAAAGGCAUAAUAUCGAACUGCUA
This is a messenger RNA of Melitaea cinxia (Glanville fritillary), 916 nucleotides long. RefSeq names its product mite allergen Der f 7-like. The record is from RefSeq and is a predicted model, not a curated record. Lineage: Eukaryota; Metazoa; Arthropoda; Insecta; Lepidoptera; Nymphalidae. The coding region runs from base 1 to 786 and encodes 261 amino acids. The transcript is spliced from 5 exons.